AUGGCGCGACAAGAGUAUCACGGUGGCCUCGACACAUCCGGGCUGUGCGGUUUUUGCCGCAACAUCGAUUUCAACGGACUAUUAGGCUUGAGACCCCAUCAUAUCCAGCGCAAGGGGUUGGAUGCGCGUAACAAGCUUGGCGAGACAGUCGAUCCUCUUCACAACUAUAGAGUUCUGGACCUCGAACGUCUGCGACAUGCUCCUCAUCUCGUGUCAUACUGCGACUUCUGUCGUUUUCUUGAGGAUUUGCGACCCCUAAAUAGUAAAGCAGAUGUUCUUCAUCGCCAGGGGACUAUCGCAAAGGAUAAGAAAGCGAAGGCAUACUCGCUAUAUGCAUUCUGUCCGCGCGAUGUUUACCGCCUCCCUCAGAGCGUCUCGCAUACUCGCAUGCUCGCAAUCUUGCCCACAAAGGUUGAAAGAGUGCCAGAUGCAGAAUUUGGUCCGCCCGAAAGGGCCACGUGUAUCUUACCCGUCACGAAAGGCUCCAGUAACUUCUCCGGGCGACUGAUUCGUGAGCGAUUCGAUAUAUCAAUAGCCAGACGGUGGCUUGAGUUUUGCAACAAUAAUCAUCGGGACUAUUGUGUUCGCAGCUCUAUACCCUUCAUACCCGGUUUUAGGGUCAUUAACUGCAAAGAGCGUCGCAUCAUUCCAUUUGACUUCAACUCCCCCCAGCCGUUUGUCGCACUUAGUUACAAAUGGGGAAGUGCGCCUGGAGUUGGGUCACCGACGAUGACACUGCCCGAAUUUCUUCCAGCAACAAUCGCUGACGCGAUAUAUGUGACAAUGCAUCUUGGAUAUAAUUAUCUUUGGGUUGAUCGAUACUGCAUCAGCCAGAAGGAUCAAAACGUCAAGCAUAUCCAGAUCCAGUGUAUGAACUUGGUUUAUAAGCACGCAGUCUUGACUAUCGUCGCAGCCACCGGGGAGGACGCCACAACUGGGCUUUCUGGGGUGCGUCCAAGGAAGAAGAAUGUACAGCAGUCAAUCAAGCUUGGCAAUGUCCAGCUGGUUGCUACUUUGGACCCAAUAAAGGAAAUCUCAGAAUCUCCGUGGAACUCGCGUGGUUGGACUUUUCAAGAGGGUCUUUUGUCCAACAGACGAUUGAUAUUUGGCCCACGGCAGGUUUAUUUUCAGUGCCAAGCGAUGCAUUGCUUGGAAUCAAUCAGGUUUCCCAUGGAGUCGGUGCCAGUUUAUGCUGAAUGGGGACCAAAUUUCGGUAGGGUCUUUCCCACUGAGGAGAUUUAUGAUGGCCUUGAUGCGUUUUACCAACGAUUAAGCGACUAUUUGACCAGAUCGCUUUCAUACGAAUCAGACACCCUCAACGCUUUCAACGGUAUACUCAAAGAGUUUGAGAUGGGCCCUGAUAGAACGAGGCUGUUUUCAUUCAUUGGUCUACCAAUAUCUCCUGAACAGGGCGAAAUGACGAAAUGGCUGCUACAAGUCAUGUAUAUACCGGUAUCCUUGAAAGGCUUGCAGCGUCGAACAUCUUUCCGCAGCUGGUCGUGGGUAGGCUGGAAGUCACAAACAGAGGCUAAACUUUUGACACAGUCUGACAUCCAGUUACAGCACGGGAACAUUUGUGACAUGUGCCCUUUCACGGUGGUGAACGUUACGGUCGACUUCGGUCGAUAUGGGGCUUUCGACUGGGACCGAUCCUGGUGGGAAAUUAUACAAGUUGCAAACUAUGAAAGCAGACAGUUGCGUUUAAUAGUAGAGGGAUGGUUCCUGGACUUCAAAGUUCUACACAAAGAUGGUUCACUGAUAUGCGACGACUAUUCGAAGGAGCCGUUCGCCCAAGAGUUGGUAUUGCAAAUUUUGAGUGAUCGUGCGACUCUUAACAGCAUGCUUUCUCGGAUUCAGAUAGCAUCUCCACCGGCAUGGAAAAAUCAAGGAACGUACUCCUUCAGCUGGAUGCCCAUGCUGGCCGACUUGACAGCAACUUUCGCGGAGACAUUUAUCCUCAUUAAGUGUCAUAAUGGCAGCUACGAAUGCGUUAUUAGACGUUUGGAAGCUUGUCCUGUGGUUGCUCCUAUCAAGACUGGCCUCGACUUACCGCAUCCAUUUAGGUACGAUAGAAUAUGGUUGGGUUGA
This is a messenger RNA of Clonostachys solani, 2088 nucleotides long. The record is from the annotation of a GenBank genome assembly. NCBI's taxonomy places the organism in Eukaryota, Fungi, Ascomycota, Sordariomycetes, Hypocreales, Bionectriaceae.